AUGGCGGGGCUCUGCUUGUGUGCGUGGAUGAAAGACGGGAUGGCAGUUUUGAGCGAUGCCCGCGGGCUUGUUGUGCGAUUCAAGGAGCCAUUAUCACUUUUCAAAGCCAUCCUGACUCUUGACCACUACCCCAUAGGGUUGCGAAUAGAGUUGUUGGGCAGUGCCAAGCAUGGAACAAAUACAUCUGUGACCUUGACCACCACCCUCCGGUCACGGGGCAAAUCUAGUACGGCCAAGGGGCUGCCUGGUGAUUUGCCAGAACGGCGAUAG
Akanthomyces muscarius is the source of this 270-nucleotide messenger RNA. RefSeq lists its product as uncharacterized. Lineage: Eukaryota; Fungi; Ascomycota; Sordariomycetes; Hypocreales; Cordycipitaceae. The transcript is spliced from 2 exons. The record is from RefSeq and is a predicted model, not a curated record. The coding region runs from base 1 to 270 and encodes 89 amino acids.